AAAUUGUUGAUUCUGAAUUCAACAGAUAUGCCAGCAGGCAACUGUUUUGCUAAUUUCUUUUUCACCUGAUAAAAAAUUAAUUCGUGCUGUUGCGUGUUUUCACCAAACGCACACGCAAAACACAAACACUGCUAUAUCCCCGUUUAUUAUUUUUGUAAAUAUCUGGUCGCAGGUUCCAAAAACUCAUUUAUUGCUAAGAUCUACAAAAUCAUUAAAUCUCGCAAAAGUUCGUAAGUUUUGAUUAAAAAAGAGAUAAGUUUCUGCCCUCGUCCUGCUCAUAAAUUUUUUUCUACAUUAAAAGAAAAACGAAUCAAAAUGCAAAACAAAUUUCCCUGAAAUUAUACAUUCUAACCAUACAAAAAAAUUAAGCUAACUAUUUGUCUCUUAUGCCAAGUGAUCUCGAGAUAGCUUCAGAGAGGAAGCACAAAGUUUAAAAGGAGAAGAAAAUCCCUUAACUCGUACAUAUCUCACCCCUUAUCCUCGCCCGACUCAGUUGUCAUCUGAUCACACCUGAAGAUGGAGAGGAGCAACUCGACUUCUAUGGACUUCAUUCUCGGCUGGAACCGAGAACGACGAAACUCAUCCCAUGUAACAGCAACGAACAAGGAAGAAUUCAUGAAUGAGAAAAGAGACCAAGAUCGUGACAGCCCAAACAACACGUAUAUUCUGGACUUGCGAAUAGACGAGAAAAAGGAGGUUGAAGAAAAACGACGGCCGAGCGAGUUCAAACAGAAAGAGGUCAACAUGAUGACAAUCGACGGAAUCGAUCGAAUCGAUGGCCGGGUCAAAAUCAAGAGACCCGACAACGAGAAGUUCGGGUGUCAUCAAUGCGGAAAAAAGUAUGCCAGUUCAUCUAACCUAUCGCGACAUAAGCAGACGCAUCGAAGCAUAGACAGCGAGUCUGCUAAAACCUGUCCUCAAUGUACUAAAGUAUACGUCUCAAUGCCGGCGCUUGCAAUGCAUUUAUUAACACACCAGCUACAGCAUAAAUGUGACACGUGUGGAAAAAGUUUCUCAAGGUCAUGGCUUUUGCAAUGUCACUUGAGAUCCCAUUCGGGUGAAAAGCCAUUCGGCUGUGCGCACUGCGGCAGGUCAUUCGGCGACCGGUCAAACUUAAGAGCUCACAUGCAUUUACACACAACUGAAAAACAACACAAUUGUGAUUACUGCGGAAAAAAUUUUGCUCUGAAAUCUUAUUUGAAUAAACACAACGAAACGUGCAGGACUCAAGACAUGGAUUCAAAUACGUCAGCCGAGUUUUUUCAACAGCAAUUAAACGCAUUCCAACUUGCAUCUCUUGAUGAUAAUACGGAAGUUUCCAGGAGCAGCUAGCCCGGUUUUGUUACGAAAUAAAAACUAGAGUUAGAAAAAAAUAACGUUAAAAAAUUGCGUGAAAUUAUUUUCUUCGCAAUUCCAAAUCUUGAUCGGAGUUUCAGGUCUUGUUCCAAAAAAUAUUAAGUUUGAAGAAGGUUUUUACUCGAAAAUUGAGUGUGUGCUACAUAUCAUUUCAAAUGGAGUUGUUGUUCCCUAAAUUUUUGUUCCUUUAUUUACAACUGAUUCCCAUUCCAAAUUUGAAGCCAUUCAAUUUCCGUUACUUUGAUUCCGUUACCUUAUUUCUUUUAUAACUUUUGUUAUUACUUGCUUAAUUAGUUUAGUAAUGAUUUUAAUUACGACAUAUUUCUAUCCGAGAUAGCGAAAAUUUAGCGAAAAUUUAGAAAUUUCAGCACAAAAAUGUAUUCCCUACUCCAGCAAUUGUUAGAUGCAACCAAGAUUGAUUGUGUAACUAUUUUAGCUUAUUCUAAUUUUUCAUCUCAUUCUAGAUUAGUUUCUGACUUUAAAGCGGGCCAAAUUGUUCUUAAUGACAGAACUUGGGUACAAAACUGCAAUUUUCUUAAAGUAGAACUUUGUACGUUUUGAGCCCUGCCCAAAAAUCAAAAUGGACCAAAUUUUGACACACAUUUCGAGCUUCCAAAGAUAUUUUGAACUACAUUUCCGGGUCGAGUGCAGAUCUUUUCAUGUUGCCAGUAUAUAGCUCAACAAGUUUGAAAUCUGAUUGAAUUACGAAGAAGUUGUGAUCCUGCCGAUACUUGAUGGACUUGACAAGUAACCGACUAUAUCACUGCAAAAAAGAGUCUCGCUCCAAGACCGUCUGGCGUUCAGAUAUCGACACCUAUCAACUCUGUUUCAUGAUCAAACUAUUUUAUCACAUUUAAGUUACAAUUAUCAGUUUUAUUAACAAUACUAUCAAUUAUAAAUAUAUGAAUGGUACAUUUGAGUAAGUCUAUGCUUAUGUACCAUACCUAUCUGUAUCCGACUAUUGCUUGAAUUUGAAUCGCUUAAAAUAAUUUGUUCGUUUUAA
This is a messenger RNA of Symsagittifera roscoffensis, 2359 nucleotides long. Its product is annotated as transcriptional repressor scratch 2-like. The transcript is spliced from 3 exons. The coding region runs from base 517 to 1332 and encodes 271 amino acids. Gene Ontology annotation, biological process: regulation of DNA-templated transcription. The record is from RefSeq and is a predicted model, not a curated record. Lineage: Eukaryota; Metazoa; Xenacoelomorpha; Acoela; Convolutidae. Gene Ontology annotation, molecular function: DNA-binding transcription factor activity, RNA polymerase II-specific; RNA polymerase II cis-regulatory region sequence-specific DNA binding.